Molecule: messenger RNA, 3395 nt
Organism: Cimex lectularius (bed bug)
Lineage: Eukaryota; Metazoa; Arthropoda; Insecta; Hemiptera; Cimicidae
Product: testisin
Exons: 12
Coding region: 321-1802 (493 amino acids)
Biological process (GO): proteolysis
Molecular function (GO): serine-type endopeptidase activity
Source: RefSeq, a predicted model, not a curated record
AAGUUGACGCUACGACACGGGAUCAAGCAGAAAACGCUUUAAAACUUCGAGAACGAAAUUGGGCCGAGGGGGGCUCUUGUCUUGUCUUUCUCAUCAAGACGGUUGAUGAUCUUUUGUUAAGCACGAUAAGCCAGUUGGUAUUCAGCUCUAGUGAAAGGCAAAACGUGGAAACUGGGGGAUCGAGAGAAGAGACCUUUCCCUCUCUUGGCUCGACAAUGGACUGGUCUGCAUGAAGAACGAUAAACAUUUAAAGGAUUCUCUGCCCCACCAACCGACUCUGGCCACGUUAAGGAUAUCACGUUUUAGCUUCGAGAGAGGGGAUGGUGAGUUUGGUAUCAUGGCUGGGACUCUGGUGCCUCCUGUCGGUUGGAGUAGGAUGCUCUGGUGACAACUCGACUGAAGUUGGGAUCACGAUUAGCUCUGACAACUUCACGACUGUCGCCCCUGCAACAACCGACAUCCCAAUCGAUUUGGAGCCGACCAGCUAUGGAAAACCGAGUAAGUUCGAUGAGAACAUCGAAGACAAGAUAUACGUAGACCAGAAAGAUGUUAUGGACAAGCUCAUGCUGGAACAGAAGGGAGUGCUCUUUGCAACCGACCCUCCUGAACCAGUGAAAAAUGAAAUUUUAAAGAGGAGGAGAAGAGCUACUGCUACCGUUUGGCAGGUACGGAGAUAUGUCAGAUUUCCUGGACCACAAAGACCACCAUGGGAGUUGGCCAGGAGCCCAAGGCUUGUCUUCAGAGAGCACGAGCCAAGCUUACAAGCUCCCUGGUCCCAUAACUCUCUGAUCGAAGAAACCAAUAUUCAAGGUAAGAAGAAUGAAAACUCCGAAGCAGGUGACGGUUGCAAAGCUGGUUCAAGCUGUCAAUCAUUGGUUGGCUGCUGGUUGUCCUGGGGGCGAGUCACCUCCCCUUGUGAUGGUUUCCUCCAAUAUUGCUGUGACUACUCCGGCACUAACUCACCUACGAAUGCGGCCAGAAGUUCGCAACAACAAGCAACUCCACUUCCGACAUACGGACCGGUUGUCAACGACCCCAGGUGUGGUUUAUCCGUAAAAAAUCAAGCAGCACAAAGAAGAAUUGUAGGAGGAGAUGAAGCAGGGUUUGGAAGCUUCCCUUGGCAGGCUUACAUUAGAAUUGGUUCAAGUCGCUGUGGUGGUUCUCUAGUCAACCGAUACCAUGUUGUUACGGCCGGACACUGUGUAGCACGGGCAAAUGCAAGGCAGGUUCAGGUCACACUUGGCGACUAUGUAAUCAACUCGGCAGUCGAACCCCUACCUGCGUACACCUACGGAGUGAGGCAGAUUUCAGUGCACCCUUAUUUUAAAUUUACACCCCAAGCAGAUAGAUUUGAUGUUGCUGUUUUGAGAUUGGACAGGCCAGUUCAGUACAUGCCACAUAUCGCUCCCAUCUGCCUUCCUACAAAAGGGGAAGAUUUCCUAGGGCAGUAUGGCUGGGCAGCUGGCUGGGGUGCUCUUCAGCCAGGAUCUAGAUUGAGACCAAAGACACUUCAAGCAGUGGAUGUUCCUGUAAUAGACAAUCGCUUGUGUGAAAGGUGGCACAGAUCUAAUGGCAUCAAUGUCGUAAUCUACGACGAGAUGAUGUGUGCAGGGUACCGAGGAGGGGGAAAAGAUUCCUGCCAGGGUGACUCGGGAGGGCCGUUGAUGCUGGAGAGAAGCGGUAGAUGGUUCCUGAUUGGGAUCGUUUCUGCGGGAUAUUCCUGUGCUCAAAGAGGCCAGCCGGGAAUCUACCACCGUGUCGCAAACACAGUUGAUUGGAUAUCACAUAUAAUCAACUCCUAAUCCUUCUAUGAAGGGUUUAUUUAAUUUUUAUUUAUCCUAAAUUCAAAGGGCACAAUCUAAAUGUAUAUAUGCCGAGAGGUCACUAGUCAGUACUCUCUUAAACAUUUUUUUACCAUCUAGAUAAACGUUGUUUCUAUUUGUUACCUAGUAUGCCAAAUCUUCCAUCAUAGAUUUCUAAAAAUUCAGAAAACUUUUUAUAGAAUAUAAAAUGAUUAACUUUCAUGUGGGUGCAACUUUUUUUUCUUCACUCGUGGGCGCAGGGCAGUAGGCUACUGCCAACUCGUUUUUGCAUGUUUUCAUCCAAUAUCUCAUCCCGAACCUUUGAAUAGGGGUAAUUUUGAUAGAAGCUCCAACACACUUGUUCAAACAUUAAAUUUAUUCAAAAUGAUAAAUUGACAGUUCCUCCUUAUACCGGACCUUCUUUGCGAUCUAGUUUCAUAUAUUGGAAGCUGAGAAUACAAUCCUCACACGGCCCUCUGCACAAACUUAGAAAAGAGUUGAUCACGUUUUAUGACAAGGGCGGUAGAUAUGCUGCCUGUGUGCCCUCAUGAAGGUUAAGACAAAGCAAAUAAAUCCAUUCUGUGAUACUCAAAAAUUUUAAUAGACCCAAGGUUAAAUAAAUCUUAGCCAUUUCCAAAAUCAAGCACCAGUAUUUCCUGCAAUGGAGCAUAAUAGAAGGAUUAUUAUACUAAAAUAUUACAACAUAAAAAAAAUUGUUAAAUGAUAGAUUAUAUGAUAAAACUUAACGUAAAAUUUUAAUUAAAUAUUCCAUUCAUAAAUUUAGGUUUCCAGUCUCAAUACUCUGCACAACAAUUACAAAUUAUGUAUUUUAAAAUUUGACUUUCUACAAAUUAUCUAAUCUUGUUUUCAAUACUAUUCAAAUCAAUUACACUACAAAUUACAUUCAGAUCUUACAAGUUUUUCCUAAAUUAUUUCUAAUAUACCUCAAAACUUAUUUGCAGUAAAUUACCUAUCUGGUACUUUUGUCUGGGCAAAAUUUGUAUUGAUUAUAAUAACUUUAAUAAUAGUUUCAGUGGAUUAUUUUCACUAUUAUUGCUAAAUUUGAUUAUUUCAUAAAUUUGACUUGCAAAAACGAAUUUGUCGAAUUCGACAAUUUUGUAUCGAUUGUAAAUUGAUAGUUUGAUAGGAAAAAUAAUUGAAAAGAAUUUUCCUUCAACAUUUGCUUUAAUCAUUUACUCAUCAAGCUUCAUCCACUUCAAAAGAAAAUCGUGAUAAUUUUUCUGAAAAGAUUUUUAUAAACAAAAAAAUAUUCCAUUUGUAUAAAAAAUUUUAUAAAUGUUCGCCCGCUCCCAUGCCGAGUUGCAAUUUGAAAAUCACUUCAGUUAUUUCCAAGCAGUAAACUUUAUUUAUUCUUACUAAAUUUAUUCUUUGAAACAGAGAAAAUAUGAUAGAAGGUAUUCAAAAGAAAAAAUGUAUCUUUUAAUCCUCUCCCCUCCCCUAAUUAUUGUAAGGUUUAUAUAAAUAAUUUAUGAAAAAUGUAGAUACCCCAAAAUAAUUUUUUAUCAUUGUAAAUACUCUUUAGAUAUGAAUGAUGUAAAAUUGUGUAUAUAAAAUUAAAUAUUAGCAAUAAUU